Molecule: messenger RNA, 396 nt
Organism: Heterostelium album PN500
Lineage: Eukaryota; Evosea; Eumycetozoa; Acytosteliales; Acytosteliaceae
Gene: nhp2l1
Product: SNU13 family protein
Exons: 2
Coding region: 1-396 (131 amino acids)
Biological process (GO): ribosome biogenesis; mRNA splicing, via spliceosome; maturation of SSU-rRNA
Cellular component (GO): precatalytic spliceosome; box C/D methylation guide snoRNP complex; small-subunit processome
Molecular function (GO): RNA binding
Source: RefSeq, a predicted model, not a curated record
AUGUCUGAUUCUUCUGAGCAAAUCAAUCCAAAGGCCAAGCCAUUGGCCGACCACGCCUUGACUGUUACCAUUCUCGAUCUCGUUCAACAAUCGAACAACUACGGACAACUCAAGAAGGGUGCCAACGAAGUCACCAAAUCUGUCUCCCGUAGUACUGCCGAAUUCGUUGUCUUGGCUGCCGAUGCCGAGCCAUUGGAAAUCGUCUUGCACAUUCCUCUCUUAUGUGAGGACAAGAACAUCCCAUACGUCUUUGUUCCAUCAAAGGCUGAAUUGGGUCGUGUAUGCAAUGUAUCACGUCCAGUUGUUGCUUGCUCCGUUUUGAUUGACAAGUCUACCAAUCUCAACAACCAAAUCAACAACGUCAAGGAUGCCUUGGACAGAUUGUGGGUUGCAUAA